AUGAGCGCUUUACACGCCUACCGGGCACUGCUUCGUGCUGCACAAGCAGCAUUCCAAGGCGAUUCUAAGCUACUCUUAGCUUCACACCGUGAGAUUAGGACGCAAUUUGAGCGUAACCUAGACCCCGGUGGCAUGGAUAAUAAGGAUGAAAAGGUCAAACACGCCUUCGAGGUAGCCAAGUUCCUCAAGCAGAAUGUGGUACAGGCAGAGAAACUGGAUGGGCAGGAAAAUUUUAGAUUACGGCUACACGAAGAAACCGAGAGAGGAGACAAUGAAAGUAUCAAAACUCCAUUGAAAGGCCGAGUUGGAAAAUUCGAGAGGUGCAGCUAG
Molecule: messenger RNA, 330 nt
Organism: Orbilia oligospora ATCC 24927
Lineage: Eukaryota; Fungi; Ascomycota; Orbiliomycetes; Orbiliales; Orbiliaceae
Exons: 3
Coding region: 1-330 (109 amino acids)
Biological process (GO): mitochondrial respiratory chain complex III assembly
Source: RefSeq, a predicted model, not a curated record